Messenger RNA from Cavia porcellus (domestic guinea pig), 5973 nucleotides. RefSeq names its product mitoguardin 1 (gene Miga1). The coding region runs from base 174 to 2030 and encodes 618 amino acids. Gene Ontology annotation, biological process: mitochondrial fusion. The transcript is spliced from 17 exons. Lineage: Eukaryota; Metazoa; Chordata; Mammalia; Rodentia; Caviidae. The record is from RefSeq and is a predicted model, not a curated record.
AGAAACUCUUAAGAGGCCCUCUCCACUCUCCCUUCACUGUCUCACACUUGACCCCGGAAGAACUCCGCCUCCCGCAGCCCGCGCCGCUGCUCAACGCCAGGCUGCAGCAGAGAAGGCAGCCGUGAGCGGGCUGUACCUUGCCUGGGGCGACAGUGAAGACUGAAAGAAGAGUCAUGUCAGAGGAAACUGUAGGCCAAUCACAGUUUUCCUUGAGGACGGCAGUACUCAAAGUGUUCGAUCUCCCUCUGUCUUGGUACUGUUCUCUCUCUCAGAUCAAAUUUUCACCAAUAGCUAAAAAGUUGUUUGUGGUAACUGCAGUGAGUGCUGUAUCUGUAAUUUUUCUGGCCCAUCAUUUUAAAAGAAGACGUGGGAAAAAGAAAGCAAAAAUCUUCCCGUGGGAACCAGAGCACCUCCUGCUUGAAUAUGCUAGAAGAGCGGCAUCAGAUAAAGGUUCAAGUUGUUCCAGCAGCAGGCAGAAUUUGACUCUGUCUUUAAGUUCCGCCAAAGACAGAGGAUCUCAGUCUUGUAACUACGCCAAUGGGGGGCUUUUCAGUAAAUAUUCGGGUUCUGCACAGAGUUUGGGCUCUGUCCAGAGUGUCAAUUCUUGUCACAGCUGUGCUUGUGGCAAUUCCAACUCAUGGGACAAAGCAGAUGAAGAUGAUGUUAAACUUGUUAAUAUUCCUGUGACCACUCCUGAGAACUUGUACUUAAUGGGCAUGGAGUUGUUCGAAGAAGCGCUGCGUCGGUGGGAGCAGGCCCUCACCUUCCGCAGCAGGCAGGCUGAGGACGACUCCUGCAGCUCCAUUAAGCUGGGCGCGGGUGACGCCAUUGCCGAGGAGAACGUUGAUGACAUUAUCAGUACUGAAUUCAUCCAUAAACUUGAAGCUCUGCUGCAGAGAGCGUAUCGUCUUCAGGAGGAGUUUGAAGCUACCCUCGGGGGAUCUGGUCCUGAUUCCCUUGCCAAUGAUACUGAUAAAGAUACAGACGUCACAGUGAAGGGAAGUGGGGAUGACCUCGGCCUCCGAGAUACCUUGAGCGUCGCGUCAACGGACUCCUUUGCUUCGGCAGAGCUCGCAGAGCACAGGGAAGCGCAGGCCUGCAGCCUGGAGUCUUUCUGCCACUGCCCCUUUUACGAAGAAGCCAUGCACUUGGUUGAAGAAGGGAAAGUUCACUCUCGAGUCCUGAGAACUGAAGCACUGGAGUGCCUCGGAGACAGCGACUUCCUGGCCAAGCUGCACUGUGUGCGACAGGCUUUUCAGGUAAUUUUUUCAGAAACAUCCAACAGGAUAUUCUUGGCUGAGAGUGGAAGGAAAAUUUUAUCAGCUUUAAUUGUCAAAGCACAAAAGAAUCCAAAGAAGUUUGAAGAUGUUUUUGAUGAAAUGAUGUAUUUUUUAGAGCAGACUGAUCACUGGGAUAGUACUGAGAAGGAACUCGCUGCUAUUGGGGUGAAAAAUCUCAAUUUUUAUGAUGUUGUUUUGGACUUUAUAUUAAUGGAUUCCUUUGAAGAUUUAGAAAACCCCCCCAUGUCCAUACAGGAUGUAGUAAAUAAUCGCUGGAUAAAGUCUUCCUUCAAAAAAACUGCGGUGGCUUCCAGUUGCUGGUCCGUGCUGAAGCAGAAGAGGCAGCAGAUGAAGGCAUCGAACUCACGACCGCACACUUGCAAAGCAGGCACUUAUGCCGCUGAGCUAAACCCCCAGCCCUUGGAGCAGAUCCCAGAUGGGUUCUUUGCCCAUUUUUAUGCCAUUUGUGAGCACAUAAGUCCUGUCCUGGCCUGGGGCUUUUUGGGUCCUAGAAAUUCUCUCUAUGACUUAUGUUGUUUCUUCAAGAAUCAAGUCCUGGCCUUUCUUAGGGAUAUCUUCGACUUCGAGAAGGUGCGCUAUGCCAGCGUGGAGGCGCUGGCCGAGGACCUGCUGCAGCUGCUGCUGCGCCGCACCGAGCUGCUGCUGGCCUACCUGGGCGCCGACGCCCUGCGCCACGCCAGCGGCUGCCUGGGCGGCCACAGCCCCCUGGUGCCCGCGGGGCUGGUGUAGGCCAAAGUGCAGUGAGCACAGCGAGAGGCCGCCUUGUGGUGGCCACGGCCUGGCGUGCAUAACUGGGAGCGGACUGGAGGAUGGGGCUCAGGGAAGCCCAGUGCGUCGAGUGGGCAGCAAGGGACUGGUCCUUGGGUCCCUGAUCGUGUGUCCAGGGUCCUCCCCGUGUCCUCCGGGAGUCACUUCAGUCGGAAUUGUUUGUAUUUCCUAAGAACAGUGCUCCGGUGCCGCCAGCACUCAGAGAGAAUCGCUGAGCCCUCAGGUCUCCGACCACCCGCUGUCCUCUCAGAAGCUGGUUUUAUGCUUUGCAUCUUGAAAACACCCGCGGCCGCUGGAGGUGACCCGGCGCCGCACACCCAGCGGUGCCUGAAAGCGUCUUCCACUUGGUGGGGUCGCGCUGAGUAGAUGCCGCACGAUGCUUUCUGUGUGCUGCUUAGCUGUCGUCCAUGCACUUACCCCUGUAUUGGCAUCAAACAAGUUGUAGUACUUGAGUGUUGCUGUAACGCAUUUGAAUGAACUGACACUGAGAAGUUUACAAUUUACAACUUUAUGUUCCAUUAACUGUAGUUUUAAAAAAAUCUGUCAAUUCUUCGUCUUCAGAAGCUACACUAGAUGAGGGUUUUGUUUUUGUUUUUGUUAUGGUGCUGGGAUCAAACUCAGGACUUCGUGCUUGCCAGGCAGGAACCAUGCCACUGAGCUAUAUCCCCAGCCCUAAAUUACACUAGAGACUUGAGUAAUUAACUUCAUGUAAUCUUGGGUGAAUAUUAAUUUAAAAUACAAUAUUUGUUUAUUAAGGUAAUUUAAAUUUUUCCCUUUUUGGAUGAAUUUUGAGCCUGGCUCCCAACACCUGAAGAUGUUGAACUUAAAAUUUUAACACAAUUUCUCCUUCCUCCUCCCGCAGAAUGGCCCUUUCGCUGACCCACGGAGCUCCAUAUGGUCAGUUUUGCCCAUAUUUUUAAAAUAACCACACUGUGGAUGGUAAACAGGUUUUAGGGAAGGCUUUUUUUUUUCUCUUCUGAUAUAGAAUGAAAUAUUUUUAAUGAUAUGAAAGUAUAUUUUGUGUCUUUAUGAUAAAUACAUGAACAAGUGGGCUGUUCUAGUGAGACUUCUCUUCAGAGUAUAUUAGAAGCUUUGAGCUGCAUAGAUUCUGCUUCUAAAUUAUGAUCUCACUCGUUUGAGGUGGCUGACUCAGCCUCCUGGUGAAUUGCAUUUGUCGAUUUUGCUUCUAAAGUGGGCUUAUUCACUUUAGAAGUGAGUGACAUAGAUGGAUCUGAAAAGCAUUACUUUAAAAUGUAUUUUUAGAUUGAAGUGCCUAGUUUCAGACUAAUGAACAGUAGCAAAUGUGAAAAAAGGUUUACUUUUUAAGAUUAUAAGUUUGUGUAUGUACCACAGUUAUGUGAAGUGACUACAAGGUACAACAUGGAGAAUCGUGCAGUUUUGAAUGUACUAUACAGGUUAGAACAUUACGCUAUAAAGUAUUAUUCUGAUUGUUUUAGAAUAUUUAGCCCCUUGACAUUUUCUUAUUUGUUUGUUUUGCACUUGUUUUGUUGUUUUGAGACAGAGUCUCGCUAUGUAUUUGAGGCUGGCCUUGAUUUCACUUACGUAGCCCAGGCUGACCUCAAAGGCAUGGCGACCCUCCUGCUUCAGCUUCCAUAGUGCUGGGAUUACAGGAGUGCACCACCACACCCUGCCCUGAAGUUUCUUAUUCUGUGUUUUAACAGUUGCCUACUCGGUUUUUACUGAUAGAGGAUGAAAGAUUCCAUUAUGUAAUGCUUUGCUUUUUAUUACUUAGCUGUUUGACCCUGUUUGAGUAUACUGACCUUGAAUGAAACAUAUACACACACACACUCACACGUGCACACAAGUGCUCACUGUACCCUGUCACACUCCCACCUGCAUGAGGCAGGACACUCACUGCUCAUUAGUUUACUCGUUUCAGGGCUAAAUGUUUUGUGUGUGGUUUCAUAAAGCUAUGAAUAAGCUUCAUUUUUUUUUGUUGUUGUUGUUUGAGAAAGAUACUGUUUAAAAUCACUUGAAAAAUUGCACUAUUUAAUAAUGCUGCUACUUCUAGAUAAGGUAAUUUGUUGGGGAAUUUAUUUUGUCAGAUAAGUGACUUCCUAGAAAGAUUUUUACUCUGGUUUUUAUUUUGUGUUCUUCUUGGCUUUUUUUUUUUUUUUUUUUUUUUUGCUUCUUUUUCCUCCUCUUUCUUCCUCCUCCUUUCUUCUUUUUCACUUUUUCUUUGGAGACAGUCUCACUAUGCAUUCAGGCUGGCCUUGAACUCACUAUGUAGCUCUGGCUGGCCUUGAACUCAAGGCAAUCCUCCUGCUUCAGCCUUCCAAGUGCUGAGAGUACAGAUGUGCACCACAAAACCUGACUUGUUUUUUCUUUCAAAUUUCAGCAAAAUAAUUUUGGCCAAUCUUUAGGAGGUUGUCAAAUUCAGUGCUUCAGUUUGAUUAGUUUCUGGUUAGUUCAGUAAUUACAUUAGUGAGAUACUUUCUUUGUGGCCUUUGACAAAAAAGGAAACAUGACCAAAUGGAAUUUCUGGGCAAUCAUUUUAAGGAAGAACCUCUGUAUUGUAAGUAAAAAUGACUUUUUAAAAAAUAAGAUUGUAUUGGCACAUUUUGGAUCCACAUAAUGAUCACAUCCAUCAUAGGAAUUUGUACCUAUAAUGACACAAUUUGAUUCCUAUUUUCUUCCCCACUCCUCUACCCUCCCUUCAGACUUCUAUUUCAUUUUUUAUUUUUCUGAGACAGGGUCUUGCUAUGUAGUUCAGGCUGGGCUUGAAUUCACUGUAUCCCAGGCUGGCCUCAAACACACAGUGGUCCUCCUGCCUCAGCCUCCCGAGUGCUGGGAAUACAGGUGUGUGGCACCACACCCAGUUUAUGAAUUUAUGGAUUUUUUUAAAGGAAAUGUCUUCCGGAGAAGAACCACUGCAGAAGGGUACUUGAAGGCAGUUUUCAUUUGCUUUAAAAAGAUUAAGCAACAAAAACAGUGCUUCACAAAAUAAAAACAGUUAAAGUAGCCACGUACCUUCAGGCUGCUGGUGAGACCAUCAGAAAAUCACCCACCCUCUCCAGUGAGGUGGCAGAGCCAUCAGUCCUGGAAAGGAGACGCUGUCAUCGUCUCGAGGAAAACGAAUUAUCUGAUACUUCCUUUCCCUGUUUUGGUUCCUCUAUACUUAUAAGCAGGUCUUCCUGCCCAAAGGUUAACAGUAUGUCUAUUAAACGUGAAAAUAGCACCACCUUUGUAAAAAGCAACUUUUCCAUAUUGUUGGAGUCUGCGCUAAGGAACUUUUCCUCCUAGAAUAGUGUUCUUCAUCUGCAUUCAUUCACUGUGAGCCUAUUCGUUGAAUUAGCUGACUGUCAAAAGUAUUUACGGAUGUUUUCUUGCCUUAAGAUGUAACCUUUCAAGUUAAUUUCCAAAUGAACUUUAAUGGAUCAUUUCUUGAGGCCUAGGAAAUAGAAAUGCCAGAAUAAUAUUUAAUAUCCUUCCCCAUGACCUUUCACAAACAGAACUGAAGUCAUGUUUUUUAUUUUAAUGUGAACAGGUGUUCAGAAAUCACUUGGGAUGGAAAUUUCAAAGUGAUUUUAAGAAUUAGGCUGAAUUCAUGUCUUCUGUUUUUGAACUUGGACUCAUCAAAUUAAGAAAUACAUAUGUGAGAUUUAAAAAUUUAUAUAGUGUGCCAUAAAUAAGGAAGUAAGGAACCCUCACCUUCCUGGUGAUUAGUGCAUUGUGUUACUGUUUUGAUUUUAGAACAGCUGUGUUUUGGCUUCCCUUGGCUGUGUCAGUAAAUACAGUAUCUGUCUCUAAAAUGUAAGGACUGAACUCAUUAUGUAAAACACUACAGUAGCAGAAAACAGUGCUCUGUAGCCAAAAUGAGCACUAUUAAAAUGGAUGUAUUUCUACUAUUGCCAAAUAAAAAAGCAAUGAUACAUCUCAGUGA